UCCCUACCGCACCGAAAUGUUAACUCAUCGGACGAUUCGAUAGACUGCUCACGAUGACACCAACACCAACUCCCCUGUUCAUCUUUCUCUAAUUAAACCCUUCAACAACUCCGUUUAAUCAUCUCAGACCUUCCUCCGCACUUCUUGUUUAGAGGGAGAAAGAAAAGUUAGAGAGAGAAAACAUGCGGGCGGAUGAUUUGGAGAGCAGGGGAGGGAAAGCGAGAGAGCAGAGUUCAUUUGCUGCGUAUGCGAUAGACAGAGACUCCCAAUGGACUUCGUGGUUGAUUCCUUUGUUUAUUGUCGCCAACGUUGCUAUGUUUGUGGUUUCUAUGUCUAUCAACAAUUGCCCCAAACAUAACAAUUCGGGCUCCGAAGGCAAGUGCGUGGCGAGGUUUCUGGGUCGGUUUUCGUUUGAGCCCUUGAGGGAUAAUCCUCUGUUCGGUCCUUCUUCAUCAACAUUACAGAAGUUGGGAGCUCUUGAAUGGACUAAAGUGGUGCAUAAGCAUCAAGGAUGGAGGCUUAUAACUUGUAUCUGGUUACAUGCUGGUGUUAUUCAUCUGAUUGCAAACAUGUUGAGCCUGGCCUUUAUUGGCAUUCGCCUUGAACAGCAGUUUGGCUUUGUCCGUAUUGGAACUAUCUACCUAUUGUCUGGAUUUGGUGGGAGCGUACUUUCCGCUCUAUUUAUUCAACAUAACAUCUCUGUCGGUGCUUCUGGUGCCCUUUUUGGGCUCCUUGGAGCUAUGCUUUCAGAGCUUUUUACAAACUGGACAAUUUAUACCAACAAGGCUGCACCCUUGUUUACACUCUUGGUGAUCAUUAUCAUUAACCUAGCUAUCGGAAUUUUGCCACAUGUUGAUAAUUUUGCACAUAUUGGUGGAUUCUUGACCGGUUUCCUCCUUGGCUUCGUCUUGCUGCCCCGUCCUCAGUUUGGGUGGAUAGAGCGUCGGAAUCUUCCAGCUGAUAUUAGUGUGAAAUCUAAGUACAAGACUUACCAGUAUGCGUUGGGGUUGGUAUCUCUGGUUCUGCUUAUUGCAGGGCUUUCGGUAGGAUUGGUGAUGCUGUUCCGGGGAGUGAAAGCAAAUGAUCAUUGUCACUGGUGUCGCUACCUGACCUGUGUCCCUACCUCUAAAUGGAAGUGUGAUGGAACUUAACACUCUUAGGAUCGAUCAUUGCUUGAGUUCGGGGAUGUAAGAGGAGGAGUUUUUGCAGGCAAAACGCAGAAAUAAGGAGCUUGUUCCUCAGUUUCAAAGAAGAAUAGGGAUUUGUUGUAUAUGAUUCUCAGCAAUGGAAUGAUUAAUAAAUUAAACUUGUAACAAUCUUAGAAAUUCUAGUUUUAUGUGGAUUUUAUCAUGGUGUGUGCAUGUGCA
Messenger RNA from Cornus florida, 1367 nucleotides. Its product is annotated as RHOMBOID-like protein 3. Gene Ontology annotation, molecular function: serine-type endopeptidase activity. The coding region runs from base 183 to 1151 and encodes 322 amino acids. The record is from RefSeq and is a predicted model, not a curated record. Gene Ontology annotation, cellular component: membrane. Lineage: Eukaryota; Viridiplantae; Streptophyta; Magnoliopsida; Cornales; Cornaceae. The transcript has 6 exons. Gene Ontology annotation, biological process: proteolysis.